GUGCUGGAACCAAGCCCUCCGCCGCGCUCCGGGCGUACGUACGGUACGGGUGCCGAAUUGGCGCUAGCUAGUAGCCGAUCGAUCCGGCCUGCUGGAGCAGUCGAGGAUGUCGAACCGGUAGGCCUACGAGAAUUCGAGAAAAUGGCUGACAUUUGCACCCUGGAACACGCGACAUUGAAGGUUCCUUAUGAGAACCUGAACAAGAAUUUCAGGAACUGUCAGAAGGUCAUCGAUAGAGAAGUUGCACAUGUUAUGCAGGUUACUAAUGACUUGGAGAAAUGUCUAGAUGGGAAAGAACCUACUGUCGGGUCUGUAGUAACCCUUCUUGAUUCAGUUGUGGACAAGCUGUCGGUCCUUAAGAGAAAGGCUGCGGAGGCUAUAGCACUGGAGGAAGAGAGCGCCCAGGCCUGUAAGAAACGACUUGCCCACCUAAAGGAACAUGAUACCACAACGGGUAGUUCCCUCUCACAAUGGAAGAAGAAGAGGAUAGAUAGAAUGUUGGUUGAAUACUUCCUCAGGGCAGGGUACUAUGAGACUGCUGUAAAGCUAGCAAGACAUUCUCAAAUUGAGGAUCUGACAAAUAUAGACCUGUUUCUAGUUUCUAAAGAAGUUGAAGAAUCUCUAAUCAGACGGGAAACAGCGCCUUGUUUACAAUGGUGUCAUAACAACAAAACCAAGCUAAGAAGAAUAAAGAGCACAUUAGAAGUCAACCUACGUACGCAAGAGUUCAUAGAAUUGAUCCGAUGUGAUUUCCGUGUGGAGGCAGUCAGGCAUGCUAGAAAAUACUUUGGUUCUCUUGAUGGUGAACAGAUUAAGAAGAUAAUGGUUCUUCUGGCGUUUCCUUCUAAUCCAAACAUAUCAGAAUAUAAAGAACUGUUCGAUGACCUACGAUGGCAAAAACUAGUUAGUCAGUUCCGUGAGGAGAACUAUAAGCUCUUCCAGUUCAACACAACACCAGUACUAACGUUGACACUAGAGGCUGGUCUGGCAGCAAUGAAAACACCACAAUGCUACACAGACCAUGCUAAGAAUGCUGAUUGCCCUGUAUGUAGCAAGAACUUGAAUGAAUUAGCUAAGAGCUUACCAUUUGCUCACUGUGCACAAUCAAGACUAGUCUGUUCAAUAUCAGGUCAAGUAAUGAAUGAACAUAACCCACCUAUGAUGCUACCAAAUGGCUAUGUUUAUGGUGAAAAGUCACUCCUGACCUUUGCUGCUGAAAACAACGGUCGAAUUAUAUGUCCCAAGACCAAGAAAGUCUAUUCCAUGGAUGAACUGGAGAAAGUAUUUAUCAUGUAAACACAUCUCCUGGCUGACAGAGUUAGAUAGAUAGGUCGCUAUUUUGUGUCCCCGUUUAUUAUUGCCAAGGCUGCAUUUUGUAUUUUAAAAAGUCUUGGUACAGAGAUAAGUAUUUUUAUUGCAAGGUUAUAAAAGAUUUGUGGUCAUGUGACAGAAGUUAUGGGGCUGAGAGUAUCCACAGAGUUUGUUCAAUGUGCUAGAUUAAACCUUGUUAUGCUAUGGUGAGACAAGCUCAGCAACAUUUUUCUUAGUGUUCAGAUACGAUGAGACACAACACUUUUGGGCAUUACAUUCUUCAUGUCCUGUAGCUGCGCUUGACAAACUCAUGAUAUCACAAUCCUUUUUGUCUUGAUGCCACAAGCCUUGUUUAAUAUUAUAACAAGAUAUUUACAAUGCCAUGAGUAUUUUUUUAUGUCUUCAAUUUGUAAGGAAAAGCUGCAUAACUUUAGGAAACAUGAGUGAUGCUGAGAUAAACAAUAUUAGGGUUGCUCUGCGAUAAAACGAUGUUGCAUAGGCAAGAUAUUUCUUAUAACCAAUUGACUUUGUACACAAUACUGCUGAAGUUUGUUGCUGAGCUUUGUCACACCAUGGCAUCAUUUCAUGAAGACUUGUUAUAAUAACAAAUGCAUAAAUUUACCAUCAGCCAAUCAGACUAGAUGAUUUCAGUAGCUUUUAACUGUUAUUGCAAUUAACAAGGUUUAUGAAACUGGCCCUAAUGUGUGAAUGAGGCUUAUUACAGUUAUGCUAAGUGUAUUUGUAUGAAAAAUACUUCACUGUGGUUGGGACUAAAGAACAAAGAAGCUAGUCUUCAGGCUUUUUCCUGAUUUUAGGCCCUGAUAAUACCAUUUCAGGGGAGUGUUUCAUCAACAUUUUCAUCUGACAAGUUGUCAGAUCUGACAUCUUUCUCUGAUGUUGAUUGGCUG
Lytechinus variegatus (green sea urchin) is the source of this 2219-nucleotide messenger RNA. Its product is annotated as E3 ubiquitin-protein transferase MAEA-like. Gene Ontology annotation, biological process: proteasome-mediated ubiquitin-dependent protein catabolic process. Gene Ontology annotation, molecular function: protein binding; ubiquitin protein ligase activity. The transcript has 10 exons. Bases 142 to 1296 code for a protein of 384 amino acids. Lineage: Eukaryota; Metazoa; Echinodermata; Echinoidea; Temnopleuroida; Toxopneustidae. The record is from RefSeq and is a predicted model, not a curated record. Gene Ontology annotation, cellular component: GID complex; cytoplasm; nucleus.